AUGGACAAGAGAGCACGCCAACAGCCAACAGCCAACAGCCAACAGCCAACAGCCAACAGCCAACAGCCAACAGCCAACAGCCAACAGCCAACAGCCAACAGCCAACAGCCAACAGCCAACAGCCAACAGCCAACAGCCAACAGCCAACAGCCAACAGCCAACAGCCAACAGCCAACAGCCAACAGCCAACAGCCAACAGCCAACAGCCAACAGCCAACAGCCAACAAUAUGAAGACUCUGGAUGAUGACCCUGAAAUUCUUCGGGCUGAGAUGUCAUGUGGUCAUGCAGUUGCUCCUCAGUCGCUUACUGCAUGGUGUCGAAGUCUACUUGAUCAGGUACGGUUCAUGUGCCCUGCGCUUAAAGAUGGAACAACACAGAAGUGCAACGCAGAGUGGCCAUAUGUGGAGGUCUGGCGGUUGGCAGUACUGACACAAGAAGAACAGAGGCAUUUGGCUGCAGCCGUGUACUGUGAACACAAAACAUGCCCUGGAUGUCAGACAUUCGUAGAGAGAGCCGAACUUACCAACCACUGUGUCAUGUGCACUAUUUGUACAGCUGAAAAGGGUAAAACAUUUCAAUUCUGCUGGCCGUGCAGGAAGGAAUGGAAAGGUCCAGGACCUCGUUCUGACCACUGCGACAACAUCGACUGUAUCAACAUCGACGUUGACAAGUUGUCCAAAUGUCGUGAUAUAGCACUACCUUCUGUUAAUAAUAUGAGAUGCCCAUCCAUGCGAGCUUGCCCUACUUGUGGCAAUCUUGUGGAGCAUGACACGACAGGAUCCAAGAAUAUCAUAUGCAAUCGCUGCAAUGUUGAAUUCAGUUUUUUCUGCCUGAAAACUACUAAGGUUUGCUUGCUAACAAGCUCAUACUUUAUUCCAUGUUCUGGCGGGGUUGCCCCACGACAGACCUCUAUUCCAUCUUGGAAUUGA
Molecule: messenger RNA, 930 nt
Organism: Triplophysa dalaica
Lineage: Eukaryota; Metazoa; Chordata; Actinopteri; Cypriniformes; Nemacheilidae
Source: RefSeq, a predicted model, not a curated record